UCAUUGCAAUUAUUUCAUUUACAAUGAAGUUUUCUCGAACAGUUGUCAUUUUACCUGCUGAAAUGCUUUGCCUGAUGUAUAUGUGUGUGUAUUAACAGUGAAAGAAAAUAUAACAUUGGUUUGCUUUCAAAUAUUGGAAUAUUGGUACAUUUAUAUAUAAUUAUAUUUGUUUCCCUUCCCACUACUUUUUAUAUUAUACCUCUUUAAGUAGGACAUCCGAUAAUGAGGAAGAUAUAUUAAAAAUGUUCGGAAGUCUAGCGUUUCAGGUUUGCGGUAGUUCCUUCUGUCGUCAGUCAAAAUAAGGGCAUAGAUGUAGAUUUCGCAUAGCAUACUAGAGCCGGCCUGGUUUCCUCUAUUAUAUGUAGAUCUCUGCUCCGCGUUACAGUCAGUUGUUUGCACGGGUUUGGUAGCUAACUUGGAUAGCUUUCUAGCUAGUCAUAAUUCUGAAAACGAUGUCAGGCAUGGAUGUUCCAGGAGCAGACAGUGAUUGGAGGAGUCCAGGAUUCCGACAGAAAGUUGUUGCUCAAAUCGAGGAUGCCAUGCGAAAAGCUGGAACCCCUCACACCAAGAGCAGUCAGGAGAUGGAGAAUCAUGUUUACAUAAAAGCAAAAACUAGGGAGGAGUAUUUGUCACUGGUAGCAAGGCUCAUAAUUCACUUUCGUGACAUUCAUAAGAAGCAACAAGGUGGCCCAGACCCUAUGAAUGCUCUGCAGACCUUGACGGGUGGAGGCCCUGGCAUUGGCAUGGGCCCUCGCCCUACUGGAGCCCCUAUGGCCAUGGGUGCCAUGGGUCAGAUGCAGAUGGGACAACAUGCAAUGCAAGCAGGAAAUCAACAGCCCAGGGGUCCAGGGCAGCUCCAGAUGCAGCAGAUGGCUCAGCAGCAGCAACAGCAGCAGCAGCAGCAGCAGUCCAUACAGUUUCAGCACUUCCAGGUAGCACAGCAACAACAGCAACAACAGCAACAACAGCAACAACAGCAGCAACAGCAACAACAGCAGCAACAGCAACAGCAGUCGGCCCUGCAGCAGCAGCAGCAGCAGCAGCAGCAGCAACAGUUCCAGGUGCAGCAGCAGCUGAAGCUGCAGCAGCUGCAACAGCAACAGCAACAGCAACACCACCAGAACCAACAGCUCCAGCAUCAGAACCAGCAGCAGCAGCAGCAGCAGGCACAGAACCAACAGCAGCAGCAGAACCAGAUGCAUCAGUCCCGACUCCAGCAGCAGCAGAUGCUUCAGCUGGCUCAGGCCCAAGCGCAGGCCCAAGCGCAGGCCCAGGCGCAGGCCCAGGCCCAGUCCAUCCAGCACAUGGUACAACAGCAACAGCAGCAAGCUCAGGUGCCGCAGCCUCAGCCAACCCAAAUGCCGCCGCACGCCCAGCAGCAGUCUAUGGUGCCCCAGUCCCUGGCUGGGCAGAUGCCUCCAGGGCAACACCAGCCUAUCAGCACGCUCAGCCUGCAGCAGCAACAACAGCAGCAGCAGCAACAACAACAGCAGCAGGCACAGCAGCAGGCACAGCAGCAGCAGCUUAAACUUCAGGCCAUGCAGCAGGCCAGAGCGUUGGCACAGGCGCAGCAGGUCCAGCAGGCCCAAGCUCAGGCACAGCUGGCUGGUCAGAUGAUGCCCCGUGCUGGGAUGCAAAUUCCACGGUUGCCCCGCGCUCCGGCCCCAGCCAUUCCUCAGGCCCCCGCACAAAUGGGAGGACCGCAAAUGCCACAGCCCCAACAGCAGAUGAUGUCAUCGCCCUCCCCGGUCCAGGUACAGACGCCGCAGUCCAUGCCACCGCCCCCUCAGCCCCAGCCCUCACCACAGCCCCCGUCCUCCCAGCCCAACUCCGUCAGUUCCGGUCCCGCACCUUCUCCGGGGGGGUUCGGACCUAGUCCCUCUCCCCAGCCUGCCCAAAGCCCUGUGCCAGGACGAACCCCUCAGAGCUACCCCCUCCAGGUACCCUCCCCUGGACCUCUCAACACCCCAGGCAACCCCCACUCUGUCAUGAGUCCAGCUGGAGCCAACCAGUCAGAGGACCAGCUGUACAUGGACAAACUUAAGCAACUAUCCAAAUACAUUGAGCCCCUGCGCCGAAUGAUCAACAAAAUCGACAAAAAUGAAGACCGCAAGAAGGAUCUGAGUAAGAUGAAGAGCCUGUUAAACAUCCUGACUGACCCCAACACAAGAUGUCCUCUUAAGACAUUACAGAAGUGUGAAAUCGCCUUGGAAAAGCUGAAGAAUGACAUGGCUGUGCCCACCCCUCCCCCUCCUCCAGUGCCUACCACAAAAAAACAGUACCUUUGCCAACCUCUGCUCGAUGCUGUCCUAGCAAACAUCCGCUCACCAGUGUUCAACCACUCCCUCUAUCGUACAUUCGCCCCAGCAAUGACUGCAAUCCACGGUCCACCAAUUACAGGGCCCUCAAUUCCCGCACGGAAACGCAAACAUGAAGAUGAUGAGCGGCAGACUAUUCCCAAUAUCCUUCAGGGAGAAGUGGCCCGCCUCAACUCCAAAUUCCUGGUUAACCUCGACCCGUCCUUCUGCAGUAAUAAUGGAACCGUACACCUCAUCUGCAAACUAGAUGACAAGAAUCUCCCGAGUGUACCUCCUCUUCAGCUUAGCAUUCCAGCAGACUACCCCGAUCAGAGUCCACAGUGGGCAGACGAUAGCCAGCAAUAUGGAGCCAACCCGUUUCUGCAGAAGGUUCACAGGAACAUGACCACCAAGCUCCUGCAGCUACCCGACAAACACUCGGUUACCGCAGUGCUGAACACGUGGGCGCAGAGUGUGAGACAAGCCUGCCUGUCUGUAGCCUGAAAGAAGCAGACUCUACCGGCCUGUCUCCCUGUAGUUUUAGAACGUCCACCUCCCAGUCUCCAGUGAACACACUACAUCACCAGGGCCUACAUCCAUAAAACAUCUUGAUAUGAGUGAUUUACAGUUAUAAUGCAUCAGGCUCACUUUUAUCCUUAUCUGCAUAAUGUCAUCAUGAAUUAAAAAUGGACGUUAUUCCUACAGUCACUGCAACUUCUCUAAGAUGUUCUAGUCAGAGCUGGGUUAGCCUUUAAGGCCUCAGAGCUGGCAGUCAGUUCCACCGCAUUUAGCAUUCUGCUAAACAUCAGGCGUCGGUUUCAUUCUGCACAAGGACAGAGUUUGAUUUCACUUCACUUAGAAGUGUCCUUCUGCUGGUGGUGCACAUCACAUUGUACUGUUUGUAUGCAAUCCCACAGCAUAUCUCUUCCCACUGCCUGCUAGACCUGACAAAGUGCUCCCAUGUAGUCAGCCCCGAAAUAUAUAAUAGCAAUGACUGGCACUAAGUGGGACUACAGGUUCCUUAAGAGGUGAUUCACAAGGGAAUUGUGAUAAAAAUAUGUAUUAUUAUUUGGGUCCAUUUUGCUGUGUAAACUUUGGAGUGUAAAAAAUAUUCGUUUUCCUCCUUUCUUUUUUUAUUUGCAUAAAUAAAUACUUAUAUGUUCA
This is a messenger RNA of Clupea harengus (Atlantic herring), 3461 nucleotides long. It is a transcript of the gene med15, whose product is annotated as mediator complex subunit 15. NCBI's taxonomy places the organism in Eukaryota, Metazoa, Chordata, Actinopteri, Clupeiformes, Clupeidae. The record is from RefSeq and is a predicted model, not a curated record. Gene Ontology annotation, molecular function: transcription coregulator activity. Gene Ontology annotation, biological process: regulation of DNA-templated transcription.